UUCACAGCACAAACAUAACUCCGGCCACCAACAGGAACACAGAACCUUUCCUUCCGAGUGUUGUCCCCUUAGCGAGUACUUCCGAGGGCAUCCACCAUGGAAGUGGAACAAUUGGAGAUACUUUGUAAGCAGUUCUACGAAUCGCAGGACGCUCAGCUGUGCGCCGAAGCCGAAAAGGCGCUCUACCUGUUCCAGGAAGACAGCGACGCGCUCUCCAAGUGCCAGAUACUGUUGGAUCGGGCCGAUUCGAGCUACUCGCAACUGCUGGCCACCACCACCCUGACCAAGCUGGUGACGAAAAACAUCCAAGUGCUGCGCAUACAGCAGCGUGUCGACAUCCGCAACUAUGUGUUAACGUAUCUGGCCAACCGGCCCAAUCUGCAGUCGUUCGUGAUCCAAGCGCUCGUGUCGCUACUGGUAAAGAUCACGAAGCUGUGCUGGAUCGACAUGCACGAGCGGGAGCUCGUGUUCCAGAACAUUCUGCAGGACGUGAAAGAGUUCCUCGGGGGCUCGGUCGAGCACUGCAUGAUCGGCGUCCAGAUCCUGUCGCAGCUGACGGUGGAAAUGAACCAGCAGUCAGAAACGGCGGGAAAUCUCAACACGCUCAAGCAGCGGCGAAUCGCGUGCCUCUACCUGGACUCGAAGCUGUACGACAUCUUCAUUCUCGCCUGUUCGCUGCUCAGCCAGGCCAAGGAUAAUAUGUGCAAAAAUCUCAAGUACCCCGACGAAGCGCAGCAGGGUUUGUUUACGCACCUGCUCGAGCUGGCCCGCAACUGUCUGAGCUUCGACUUUAUCGGUGCGACGGCGGACGAGUCAUCGGAUGACAUUUCAGCCGUGCAGAUACCGACGAAUUGGCGGCCGGCCUUUCUCGACUCCGAGUCGGACUCGCUGAAGUUGUUUUUCGAUCUGUACCACGUGUUGCCGGCCCGUCUCUCCAGUUUGGCCCUCGCCUGUCUCGUGCAGAUCACCUCCAUUCGCCGGACGAUAUUCAGCAAUCCGGAGCGCAUCAAGUUUCUAACUAAGCUGGUGAAGGGUACGACGGACAUUCUGAAGACAUCACAUGGUUUGAGCGACCCGGAAAACUACCACGAGUUCUGUCGACUACUGGCCCGCCUCAAGUCAAACUACCAGCUAAGCGAACUGGUCACCGUGGAAAACUAUCCCGAGGCGAUUCAACUGAUCGCCAACUUCACCGUACAGUCGCUGCAGAUGUGGCAAUCGGCCCCGAACAGCAUUCACUACCUGCUGUCGCUUUGGCAGCGGCUCAUUGCGUCGCUGCCGUACGUGAAAACGACUGAGCCGCACUUUCUGGAAACGUACACGCCCGAGGUGACGAAGGCGUUCAUCACUUCGAAGCUCGACGCCGUGCCGAUGAUUAUCAGCGAAGGGAUGGACGAUCCGCUCGACGACCAUGGCAUGGUGCAGCAGCAGUUGGAUCAGUUCUCGACAAUCGGUCGCUGCGAGUACGAUAAAACGUGCACCCUGCUGGUGCAGCUGUUCGAUCAGACGGCCACACGCUACCAGGACGUGCUGACCAACACGACGCAGGGCACCGUCAAUCCCAUCGAGCUGCAGGUGUGCGAGGGCCAGCUGACGUGGCUGGUGUACAUCAUCGGGGCGUCGAUCGGUGGUCGGAUCGCGUACAGCUUCGACGAUCACAACGUGCUCGAGGGAGACAUGAUCAUUCGGGUGUUGCAGCUUAUGCGGAUGACCGAUUCACGGUUGCUGCAGUGUGGCUGCGAGAAGCUCGAGCUGGCCUUCAUGUUCUUCCUGGAGCAUGUGCGCAAAAUCUACAUCACCGAGCACAUGCAGAAGCAGAAGAUGUUUCCGCGACUGUCGGAGGUUCUGGGAGUCGGUGAUGACGAUACGACUAUGCUAACAAUUACCAGUCGGAAAAUCAUUACGAACCUGAAAUAUCUCGGCCACUCGGAGCAGGUGCUACGCAAAACGCUCGCCCUGUUGAGCGAUUUAACGCUAAUAUGUACCUCGGUUAGGAAGCUCAUCAAGCUGGAGGAGAUACAGUUUAUGUUAAACAAUCGUACGCGCCAACACUUUUCGUUCCUCGGUUCGGGUGCCGUGGCGGCGUCGCGUUGCCGCAGCAUGUUUUACACCUGCCUCGGCCGCCUGCUGAUGGUCGAUCUGGGCGAGGACGUCGAACGCUUCACCACCUUCAUGAUGCCGCUGACGCACACGAUCGAGAACAUCAUCAUGAUGAACUUCCCGAGCGAGGAGUCAAAAAAGGAGCUGAUCGGGUUGUCACGUGAUCUCCGAGGCCUGGCUUUGGCCUUUAACGCAAAGAUGCCCUACAUGAUGCUGUUCGAUUGGAUCUACCCGGAAUAUUCGCCCAUCCUGAUCCGUGCGGUGCAAAUAUGGGCACACGAUCCAACGGUAACGACGCCGGUAUUGAAGCUCUUCACCGAACUGGUCUACAACCGCUCGCAGCGAUUGCAGUUCGAUGUCUCUAGUCCCAACGGCAUCCUACUUUUUCGGGAAACGUCCAAACUGAUCUGUUGCUAUGGUGAAAGCAUUCUCUCGCUGAACGUGUCCAAGGAGCAGAUGUACCCAAUGAAGCUCAAAGGCAUCUCGGUGUGCUUCCAGAUGCUAAAGGCCAUCCUGGGCGGUUACUAUGUCAACUUUGGCGUCUUCAAGCUGUACGGCGACAGUGCGCUCGACAAUGUGCUAAACAUGACCGCCAAACUGAUCCUAACAAUCCCGCACGAGGAGAUUUUGGUUUAUCCGAAGCUGUCACUGUCAUACUACACCAUUAUCGAGUGUUUGGCACAGGAUCAUAUCUCUUAUCUUUCCACGCUCGAGCCACCACUGUUUCUGUACAUUCUCGAGAGCAUAUCACAGGGGUUGAAUGCUUUAGAGGCCCUGGUGUGUUCCGGUUGUUGCUCAACGUUAGAUCACAUUGUGACGUACAUUUUUAAGCAAAUGCAACUGAAAGUGUCCACAUUCCCCAACAAGAAACUCCGGCAGGGUGUGCCGCCGGAAAACAACAUGUUCCUCAAGGUGAUCAAAAUGCACCCGGAGAUCCUGCAGGGUUUGCUGUCGACCAUGAUGAACAUUGUGAUGUUCGAAGAGUGCAAACACCAGUGGUCCAUGUCGCGGCCACUGCUAGUACUGAUACUGCUGUAUGAAGAUUACUUCCGACAAAUACGCGAGACAGUUAUUCAGUCGCAGUCCGUCGACAAACAACCAACUAUGGCCCGGCUAUUCGACAUUCUAAUGGACGGCAUCGAACGAAACCUGUUAAAUCGGAACCGAGACAAAUUCACUCAAAAUCUUUCGCAGUUCCGUCGUGAUAUCAACGAAUGCCUCAAGAUCAGCACACAAGCCAAUCCUUCGCCAAACGAAAUGGUUGACUAGAAUGAGGACUCGUGGGAGGCAGACGUGCUGGUGGAUUCCGUCGACGGUGGCGACUUUGUGGUCCUGUUUGAAAUUUAAAGGCAAUUGGGCAUGCGACGAUGCAACGCGACGAGCCGAAAAGACGGAUGGGACGACAUAACAGUCUUGCGGUGGUAACUGUCUA
Messenger RNA from Anopheles cruzii, 3532 nucleotides. It is a transcript of the gene Ranbp16, whose product is annotated as exportin-7-A. Lineage: Eukaryota; Metazoa; Arthropoda; Insecta; Diptera; Culicidae. Gene Ontology annotation, cellular component: nuclear pore; cytoplasm. Gene Ontology annotation, molecular function: nuclear export signal receptor activity; small GTPase binding. Gene Ontology annotation, biological process: protein export from nucleus. Bases 97 to 3369 code for a protein of 1090 amino acids. The transcript is spliced from 12 exons. The record is from RefSeq and is a predicted model, not a curated record.